Owenia fusiformis is the source of this 1131-nucleotide messenger RNA. NCBI's taxonomy places the organism in Eukaryota, Metazoa, Annelida, Polychaeta, Sabellida, Oweniidae. The record is from the annotation of a GenBank genome assembly.
GGGUGCCAUUGUUUUACAAACUUCAAAUCACAAGCACAUUUGAGUACUUGCAUUUGAGGUUCGACUCUGUUGCCGUUCGAAAACUUGGCUCUGUCUUGGGAAUCAUCUCAACGCUAACAUAUAUGGGUACAUCUGCGUUUGCACCUUCCACAGCUCUUGAAGCAGUUACUGGUUUUCCUGUCUGGGCGUCAAUAUUGCUGACUGUAGGCGUUGGAACUAUAUACACGUCCAUUGGAGGAAUGAAGGCAGUCAUAUGGACAGAUGUAUUCCAAUCGGUCAUCAUGUUUGGUGGUAUUCUGGCAGUAGUUGUCAUGGGUACUGUUAGAAUUGGAAGUGUUUCCAAAGUAUUUGAGAUUUGUCAAGAACACGGUCGACUCAAUUUCUUCGAUUUUAAUUUUGAUCCAACAAGAGUCAAUACAUUCUGGAUUAUAACACUUUCAAACACAAUCCUCUGGUGGAAAAGUUAUGGAACUGGUCAAGCCAGUGUUCAAAGGUUUUGUUCACUUCCCACUCUAAAGAAAGCAGAAAUAGCUGUUCUGCUGGCCAUUCCAAUGCAGGUUUUACUGAUUACAUUGGUUUGUUUCGGGGGACUCGUCAUGUUUGCGUUCUAUGCACAAAUUGGCUGUGAUCCCCUUGAACAGGGUUACGUUAAAACAGGAAAUCAGAUAUUGCCAUAUUUUGUGAUGGAUACAUUCAGGAGCCUCCCUGGUUUCCCGGGACUAUUUCUUGCAACCCUCUUCAGUGGAGCGCUGAGCACAAUGUCCUCAGGUUUAAAUGCCCUGUCGGCGAUCACGUGGGAGGAUUUCCUCAAAUACAGAUUAAGACACCUUAAGGAGUCAAGGAAGGCACUGUGCACAAAGCUACUAGUUCUAAUCUAUGGAGUUUGCUCAACAGGGAUUGCUAUUUUAGCUAUGUUCAUAAAAGGACCAAUUAUGCAGGCUGGUUCAACUUUAAGUGGUGCUAUAAGUGGGAGUCUUAUCGGCAUGUUUGUAUUGGCAGCAUUCACGGUGACUUCCAAUUGGAAGGGUACGCUAGCGGGGCCAAUGGUAUCAUUCCCGAUCAUGGUGUGGAUUGCUAUUGGAGGCCAAUCCAUUAAAGGCAAUAAUCAGUAUUUACCUCCUGGCCCAACAG